Trichoderma breve is the source of this 966-nucleotide messenger RNA. RefSeq lists its product as uncharacterized. Bases 1 to 966 code for a protein of 321 amino acids. Gene Ontology annotation, biological process: mycotoxin biosynthetic process. NCBI's taxonomy places the organism in Eukaryota, Fungi, Ascomycota, Sordariomycetes, Hypocreales, Hypocreaceae. The transcript has 5 exons. The record is from RefSeq and is a predicted model, not a curated record.
AUGGAUCUUGGGUCAGCGUCGAGUGCAGAGAAAGGGCGCUCAAGCCUUGAGGCCGAGAACAAAAAGCUUCUGGGCUAUUACGAUAGGCCUGAAGAUGAGCUUGAUUCCACAUCCACGUGGAUUGGAGAAGACGAUGCACCCCGGCGACCAAGAAAAUGGAAACCCAGUUCGACAACAGUAUGGAGAUGGGCGAUAACCAGUCUACAGAUUAUAUGCAGUGUACUUGUGGGUGCAGCCAUAGGGUAUGUGCUGAAACCAGGAUGCACUGAGUUGGAGUGCGUCCGCAUGACUUCAAGCUAUUCGCCAUUGCUUGAGGCAGUAGAAUAUUACGAUUAUCAGUUUGAGGCAGAGCUUGACGCCGAAAAUGUGUACAAAGGGCACCCUCGACCAGAACUUGAUGAAACUUGGACUCGCGUUGGUAAAAUCCAUCCGCUCUCAAUGCCUGAAAAGUAUCGCGCAGAGUUGAAUAAAACAAAUUCGGGCAUACCUUAUCCCAAAGAACAAGGUGGUGGAAUUAUGGUCGAGAUUGAGGUUUUUCACCAGCUCCACUGCCUGAACUUUAUCCGAAAAGUCAUCUAUGCAGAUUAUUAUUCAAGGCCCGAAAACCUGCCAAUUGAGUUUGAAGUAACGAAUAAGCUAUUCUUCAACCACGUUGACCACUGCAUCGAUUAUCUCCGCCAAGUCAUAAUGUGUGAGAGUGAUGUUACGCCCGUCACAUCCAACUGGGUUCUCACUCACCACACUCCCCAUCCUGACUUUAAUACCAUGCACAAGUGUCGAAAUUUCACUAAAUUGCUGGAAUGGGUGGAAGAGCACGACAAUGGAGGCGUGCCGAGACAGACACCAAACCCCAGCUGGAAGCCUGCGCCAGGACUUGCAGAGACGAUAUUGGAUUACGAACACGGUUUUCCAAUACCACCGCAUGGACCUCCAGUCACAGGAAAGGAUAAAUGGGGCCAUGAUUAA